GCGAAAUUUGAAAAUAUCAAAAGUCUGUUUACAUUUUGAUUGAUAAUUGUUGUGUUUUGGGUUUCAAAGUCUGAAGCCAAUCAUGUGCUCCUUUGCAACAAAAACAUAGAAUUUUGAUGCGUUACCAAGCAGGUAGAGCAUUUCUUGACCAUGGAAGCAUUUGUAUUGAAUAUUAAUGGCAGAGAGAAAGGAUCUCUUCUUCAAAAUAAAACAUUUGUGCCUUUAGAUGGGCCAAUCUUUUCAAUAAGUAAUUUCUUUAACAACAAAACAGUCAGUUUUGUCCAUGCAGGAUGGAAUAAAUUAGGUACUGAAAUUGUUGCAGGCGAUUGUCAUGGUUUUGUUUAUGUAUUUUUCCUUGAAAAAAACAGGUUUUCUCUAGUAUGUCAUUUGAAAACUUGCACAUUUAUAACUUUUACUAAUGACAAAACUCAAAAUGUUUUAGUUGCUCUCUCAGACUGUUCUAUUGUUUCUUUAAAUACAGAAUCAAAAGAAGUGAUAAAUCAUUUUGACCAUCAUACUUCAUGUGUAAGCUACAUCUCUUUCAAUAAAAAUGGUGACAUAGCACUUUCAUGUUGCAAGGAUCAGGCAAUAUUAUGGUACUUAACAACUUUCAACAUCUUCCGUGUUCUUACUUUAAAAAAAGAUGUUGAUAUUACAAAGGUAUUUUUUCUUCCAGAAAGAGACCUUAUGGUAUCUGCUUUUAAUGACAGUUCUGUGUUUUUGUGGGAUUUCAAGUCUUUUAAAUGCACUAGUCAGUUUUUAUGUACUAGUGGUGAAAGUUCUUUAAACAUUAAGACUAUUGAUGCUUCUAGGGAUGAAAAACUGCUGGCAUGUGCUGGAAGAUCCAGUUGGUUCCUUAUAUGGAGUAUCUCGGAAAAUAAAAUAUUACAUACUAUAUCUCUGCCUGAUAGUAUGACUAAUGUUAAGCAGAUACAAUUUUUACCUAAUUCAAAUAAUGAUCAUAUUGUAUCUGUUCUUAGUGCAGAUGGACUAAUUCAUAUAUUUAAUAUAAAAACAAUGGAGCUGGUUUUCAAGCUGACAGGGAAAAAUGGAAAAAUAAUUUCUUCUUGCAAUUCAACUUGUUUAUUCCAGAUAUUAGCAAUCACUUCACAGGGAAAUUUGGAAUUAUAUGACGUUGAAGAAUUUGUAAAUAAUAAAAAAAUAGAACCAAAACAGAAGCAAAUUACAUACAUUAAACCUAUUCAUGAAGAUAAAAAGAUAUUGGUUAAGAAGACUAUAAAGGAAAAAAAGCAGUCUGGUGUGAAACUGGAGAAAGAACGUCUUCAGUCUGUUAUUAGAAAUUUUGAAGAAUAUCCUGAGAAAUAUAGGUUUUUUGUUUGGUCUCAGAUGUUGGAUUUACCACAUAAUGUAGAUGCUUUUAAAAUACUUCAUCAGGAAUCGCUCAAAGUUAAACCAUUUGUUAAAGACUAUUCAUUUAUGAAUCCUGGUGUACAGAAAACAUUUUUAAGGCUGAUGGCAAUGCUGGUUUGUUGGAAUCCUCUAAUAAAAGAAAUAGAUUAUUAUCAGUGUGUAGUUUUCCCCUUUAUCAAAGUUCUACAUAAAAAUACUAUCAUGUGUUUUGAGCUUCUAGCCACAUUAAUAAGCAACUGGUGUCAGAAUUGGUUCCUGUUUUGUCCUUUUCCUCCAUUCAAUAUUUUAUGUGUUGUAGAGAAUAUUUUGUCAUUCCAUGACAAAGAAUUAAUGGCACAUUUUAUUAAGCAUGAUAUCUCUGCUGAGGUAUAUGCAUGGAUACUAUUAAAGACAUCUUUUUCUGAAGUGUUUAAUAAAGAGCAGUGGUUAAAACUCUGGGAUAACAUCUUAUCUAAUCCUCUGUCUUUUCAAUUAUAUGCAGUAGCAGCUUUCAAUAUUGUAAUGAGAGACGUUUUGUUGAGUUGCAAAACUUUAAAAAAUUUCAAAGAUUGCUAUAGAAGACAUGGAAUCUCAGCAUCUGCAUUACUAAAAAAGGCUUAUCAAAUACAACAAACAUCUUCAAAUAAUAUUGAUCCUCAGGAACUGACUGGAACAUAUGCACCUAUUCCUAAAGGAGCUUAUCCAAGUUUCUUCGAAAUGUCACAAAUGAAAAUAGAUUUACAGACCCUCAUUCGAAAGAGAAUAAUUGAUCACGAAAUUCAAUAUUUGAAGAGGAGGGAGGACUUACUGGAUAUUAAAAGUAAUUAUUUAAAAGAAUUGCAAGAACUGCAAAUUUUAAGGAGAAAACUGUUGCUGGAAUCUAUAGAGUUAAAGGACGCAGAUGCUCUUGAAUCUCUUGACAGAAAAUUAAGAUCUGUCCAAAGUCUCAUACAGGAUAAUCUUACAAAUCAAGUUAGUAUGCUGAAAGGAACACUUGGUGAAGAUAUGUUUUCUACAGAUAAAAUGGGGACUGAAAAACAGUAUUUUAAAUUUCAAGACUAUAUGAAAAAAAUUAAAAGCAAGUGAAUGAUGUUGAAUCUAAUGUUAUCUGUAAAUAUGUAUCACC
Messenger RNA from Argiope bruennichi, 2476 nucleotides. RefSeq names its product TBC1 domain family member 31-like. Bases 151 to 2436 code for a protein of 761 amino acids. The transcript has 20 exons. NCBI's taxonomy places the organism in Eukaryota, Metazoa, Arthropoda, Arachnida, Araneae, Araneidae. Gene Ontology annotation, molecular function: protein binding. Gene Ontology annotation, cellular component: centrosome. The record is from RefSeq and is a predicted model, not a curated record.